This is a messenger RNA of Papaver somniferum (opium poppy), 822 nucleotides long. RefSeq lists its product as uncharacterized. The transcript has a single exon. NCBI's taxonomy places the organism in Eukaryota, Viridiplantae, Streptophyta, Magnoliopsida, Ranunculales, Papaveraceae. The record is from RefSeq and is a predicted model, not a curated record. The coding region runs from base 1 to 822 and encodes 273 amino acids.
AUGCAGAGAUAUGAUGGUAGAAGGAGAAGUAGCUCGAAACGCGAAAGCCAGGGAUGCAGAAAAGAAACCAGUUUGGAACGAGAAACCAGAGGGGACUUAGAAAGAAGCAUGAUAGAACAAAGAGCAUUAGAGGCAGUCAUGCAAAGGGAAAGAGAGCAGACUAACGCGAACCAAACUAUACUACAACAACUUGAAGAACUUAAGGAGGCAAUGGAAAACAAUAACGAGCAAGGAGGAAAAACGAAGAUGGCAGAAUCCAUAGAGGAAGCGGAGAGAUCGCCAUUCUCACAAGAAAUAUUACAAGCACUUAUUCUCGCGAAAUGUGCUCUGCCAACAUUCUCCAGCAUCUUUCAUGGGACAGGGAAUGCAGUACAACACAUGAAAGCCUAUAAUCUCACGCUAAUGCCAUGGGCCCAGCAUCAGGCGAUGUUGUGCAAGUACUUUCCAGCCAGCCUGACUGGAGAAGCUUCAUUAUGGUUCGAUAAUUUGUGCGAAGGAUCAGUGACUUCAUUCACGCAAUUGAAAACGCUGUUCUUGGGGAACUAUAUAAUCAACAACCGAGCCAAAGUAGGGAUUGAAAACGCGCCCAACUUGAAGAAAGCGUAUGGAAAAAGUCUGCGAAGCCUGACCACACGAUGGAGAACCAUGUGUAGCGAAUCAGCAGGAGAAGUGUCAGAGAGACAUUUGAUCCUCGCCUUCGUUAGUGCCUUAUACCCAACUGAUCUCUUGUACGUGGAAAUAUUCCAACAUAAAAACAAAAUUGAUAUGCAAGAACUAAGAGAGUACCAAGAAGAAUUUAUAGCGUUGGAAGAAAAUAAGUGA